UUUUAAAAUAUCACUGCGUGACAAAUCAAUAACAAAAAGUGAAAAUCUUAAUGUACCAUGACACUACAUUUUUUUUUUCUAGUAUUAUGAUCAACAGAAUUGCUUAUUUACAAAUAGUUGUCACAUGCAAUGUAUUUGUUGUUGAGUUUACUAUUUGUUAGUGUUCCUGAUGGUAAUACAAACUCAUCAAAUGAAAAUUUACUUAUUGAACACAGUGUCACCCUAGAAAGUGCUGAAAAUGCAAUUCAACAUAUUGUACCGGAAUUGAUGAUAGGAGUCGGUUGCAGAGAAUGUACCAUAAGAGAAAUCGAAUAUUGUUUGUCCAAUGAUGCCAUUGAAGAUCAUUGUUGUUGUCAAAGGAAAUACCAUGAAGUAUUUCCUUAUAUUGCACAUAUUUGCUAUGUAAGAUCUAGAAAUUGUGAACCUACCGUUCGGGACUGUGGAGUAUUCGAUCGACUAUUGACUUGUUGUUGCCAUCAAUAUCUUGGAACAAAAUGUAGACAUUUUUGACCCAGUCCGGCUAAACAGCUAUCUUCAUCCAUCUUCAUCGCACUCCGAACUAAAACUUGAAAGUAUCGAAAUAUUUCAUGAAAAUAAUCUGAACAUGACGAAAUGUUUUGAGUCCGUGUUAUAACUUACAUUAUAAUAUACAGUGGCGCCCAACCCUAUAAUUAGGUUAGGUUACACCUUUUGCUACACCUUGAAAAUAAGGGGUGAGUGGGUAUAUAAUAACUUUCAAAUAUGUUCAUUAUUAAUCACAGAUUAUAUUGGUUCAUUCCUUAAUAUUUACUAAUAUUAUCAAUCAAAAUAUGAUAAAAUGUAUAAAAUAAUAUAAUUUUGAGUUUGUGAGGGUGGGUGGGUAAAAUUAUUUCUUGCUACACCUGAAAAAUAUAUCUUGGGCGCCACUGAUAAUAUAUCUACAUACAGCUUAACUGUCCGUCUAUAUUGAAGGCUUAUUAUUUUUUUUGUUCACUGGAAUUAUUAGAAUUGUUAAUCGUUGACGAUGAAUAUCGACCACGAUUAAAGAUAGUAACUAUAGUACUAUCUUUAAUCGUGAUAUCGACAAUUGACAAUUGUCAUAGAUGAUAUAAAAUGUAUUAUUUAUUACAAUAAAUCCAUAGAACUUAUAUUAUACUCAGUACCUAUUAAUUAUUAUACGGUCUAUUGAUAAAUCCUAUGUAAUGUAGACAUUAUAUUAUUCUAAUGCAUUAUCCCGCCAUUGCCCCUAGACACGGUGUUGGUGAAUUUAUAUAUCUUUGGUAAUUAAAUUACACAAUUAAUUAUAAGUUACCUAUUUACCUAUGUAUAGGUACUUGUCCAAAACUCGACUACUCGGAUUUAAAUUUUAAAAAUGUAAUUUAUGUAACCUAUUGGCUAUUGAUCUAUUAUAAAAUAGAAACCUAACCUACCAAUAAUAUCGCUAUAUAUAACAUAAUUAAAUGUGAUAACCAAUUUGAAGAAAAUUUCCUAUAUAAUUAAACACUAAACCCCUAGAAAAAUCGUGCGUUUGUGGCGUUCUCUUCUCUUAAAACCCGAAUGCCAGUUAAAGUAACAUAAGUAUAUAGUGGCUCUCUUCGCCUGCCGGCUCCGAUCGCCUAACUCUAGGUUCUUUGGAACUCUCGCUGGAUGGG
Messenger RNA from Acyrthosiphon pisum (pea aphid), 1631 nucleotides. RefSeq lists its product as uncharacterized. Bases 130 to 510 code for a protein of 126 amino acids. The record is from RefSeq and is a predicted model, not a curated record. The transcript is spliced from 4 exons. Lineage: Eukaryota; Metazoa; Arthropoda; Insecta; Hemiptera; Aphididae.